Molecule: messenger RNA, 1402 nt
Organism: Tribolium castaneum (red flour beetle)
Lineage: Eukaryota; Metazoa; Arthropoda; Insecta; Coleoptera; Tenebrionidae
Exons: 2
Coding region: 79-1278 (399 amino acids)
Source: RefSeq, a predicted model, not a curated record
UCCUUUCGCAUUAGCGCUACGUCACUCCCUCACUCCUAUAAAUACACCUCCCAUCAACAAAUUACAUCUCAUUCAAAAAUGGAAGCCUUAAAAGUGCGUCCCGACAUCGCCACCUUCAUUACCAGCGUUUCGGAGCACAUCGGGGUGAAAAACCCCACCAUCACCUCCAUCACCACCAACCAGAAGGGCGAGGGCUACCUGGGGGAGAUCUUCAUGGUCACGGUCGCCGACCCACACGGCCACCGCCACCAGUUCGUGAUCAAGGCGGCGUUCGUGGAGGAAAAAAUCCGGGAGUUGGCCCCCAUCCGGAAAUCGUUCCAGAACGAAACGUACUUCUACACGCACCUGUGCUCCGCCUUCCGGAAAUUCGCCGGAACGACACCGGACUUUGUCCCGGAGUGCUACAAGACCGUGGUGGACGAGAACCGCGAAAUGCUCGCACUGGAAAAUCUAAAAGAGAAAGGGUUCGAGUGUUUUGAUAAAACUGUGGAGCUGGACGAGAAGCACGUCGAGUUGAUUUUCAAGACUUAUGGGCGUUUUCACGCCUUGUCGUUCGCCUUGCGUGACCAAGAGCCGGAAAAGUACGAGAAACUGGCCAAGGGGUUGUUCAAUGUCUAUGGCGAGUUUCUGGGGAAGAAGUUUUUCCCGGAACAUUUGGUGGAAAUGGGCAAAGUGGUGGGGAAGGCGUUCGUUCCGGGCGAGGACGACGAUGUCAUUGACGCAUACCGGAAAUACUCCGGGGAUAACAUUGUGGAUUUCUUCGCUUCUUGCAUCGCCUCUGAGCCGGAAUACUCCGCGUUGUUGCACGGCGAUUGUUGGAGCAACAACAUGAUGUUCAAGUACCAAGGCGGGACCGUCACAGACAUCAGACUCAUUGACUGGCAGUUGAUGAAGUCCGGGAGUCCGGUGUGCGACCUCUCGUACUGUCUCUAUUCCGGGGCUUCGAAGCAGAUUUUUGACAACUUGGACCACUAUUUGCGCAUUUACCACGACAGUUUCUCGGAUUGUGUCACAGAACUGGGCAGUGAUCCCCACAAACUGUACCCUUUUGAGGCGCUCAAAGCCGAUUGGAAGAAAUACGCAAAGUUCGGAAUGAUUAUGUCGUUUUCGAUUCUCCGAAUGAAGCUCACGCACAAAGAGGAUAUUAUUGACCUCACUGACGGAUUCGAAAUGGACGAAAUUAACGAAGUUUUUGCCAAUAUGAAGUUUAAUGAGACGGAUUAUUAUUCGAGGAUUCGAGGUCUUGUGCGGCACAUGUUUGAAAUUGGGGCUCUCUGAGCGGCCUCGAAGCGCUAUUAUGGGUGUGAAGGUUGUUGAGUUAAAUUAACUUUGUAAAUAUUUUUGCAGUUUUUUGCAAAUUGUGAUUACUUAUAAAUUAUAAUAAAAACAAAACCUAGUCGUA